AUGCUGAAUGAAACUACAUCACCAUCAUCAUCAUCCUCACCACAAUCCCCACCAUACUAUGUACUCUCCUCCGACAACGAACCAUCUGACCCCCAAUCUCCCACUCUGGCUCAGCUGCAAGCCCGUGCUCUGGCCUCUCAACAGCCAUCACACUCUGAACCUGAACCAAAAGUCACUUCCCCACCUCCUGAACAUCCAAAUCCAACUACAUCUGAACAACCUCAAACACCACCACCUGCACAACAACCAAAUCCACCUCUUGAACAACCAAUUAACUCUGAACCUCAACCAACCCACUCACCAUCUGAACCAAAUCCACAACCUAAACAAACAACACAGACACCCUCUGCCAUUUCCACACCCACAACUUCCGUUGCCUCCAUCACUCCAACACUAAAUCUCAGUGCCCCAAACUCACCCUCUCCAUCCUCCAUAGCCUCUGACACUGAACCAGAAACAACCUUCCCUACCCUAGAAGAAGCAAUACAAGUUUUUGUAAAGUCUUCAGUAGAGAAGCUCAAAGAAGUUGAAGAGAAGACUGCUGCUGAAGCUGCUGCUGCUGAGGCUGAGGCAAAAGCUAAAGCCGACGCUGAAGAAGCAACUCACAUUGCUGCAGAAGAAGCUGCCAAGGUCAAAGCUGAUGCUCUGACUCAGGGGGAGCACUCCAACUCUGGCACUGCUACAAAGAUAAAGCUUGAAAAUUUGAUCAAGGCUUUGCUGGAUGAAGAGGAAAAGGAAGUUGGGCAUGUUGGUGAUGACAUUGUUGGAGCUGAUGUAGAGGACUCUGCUGGUGGAAAUGAUGUUGAGAAUGAUGAAGAUAAAGAAGCUGAAGGAGAAGAGUAUCUACUAUAG
Molecule: messenger RNA, 852 nt
Organism: Lathyrus oleraceus (garden pea)
Lineage: Eukaryota; Viridiplantae; Streptophyta; Magnoliopsida; Fabales; Fabaceae
Exons: 3
Coding region: 1-852 (283 amino acids)
Source: RefSeq, a predicted model, not a curated record